AUGGCAUCAGUCACUUUCACCAUGCUUUCGAGCGGCAAAUACAGCGAUCUCAAAAUCACAUGCCACGGUAAGGAAUUCGUCGUCCACCGCGCAGUCGUCUGCCUGCAGUCCAAGCCGCUGGCCGCCGCUAUCGACGGCAAGUUCAAGGAAGCCAUUACGGGCCAGAUCGACCUGGACGGUAACGAGCCUGCUGUGGUCGAGGCCAUGCUCAAGUUCAUGUACACUUCCGACUACCCCGAUGGCCGUGAGGAUGACCACGGCGCCGCCACGAAGGCUGGAGCAUUGACUGCCACCGAGACGGCGCCAGAGAUCGGAGGCGCGCUCCUCUUCAACACCAAGGUGUACAUCAUCGGCGAGCAGCUUGAUGUUCAGCCGCUCAAGGAACUCGCCAAGAAUAAAUUCGAGGAGAUCAUAGGGGAUCAGUGGAAUAGCGCUUCUUUUGUUGCCAGCUUGAAGCUGCUGUAUGAGGGGACGCCUGAGAAAGAUCGCUUGUUGAAAGAUGUUGCGAUCAAGACUGCCGGGAAACGUGCGAAGCAGCUGUGUGAUCGAGGGGAUUUCGUGACGCUUUGCAAGGAGGAUGGUGAGAUUGCAUUCGACGUUCUCAAAGCAGUCACAAAAUCAACCCCAAAAAGAACCUGUCCUGACUGUUUGAGACCUGACUGUCUGAGAUCUAACAUUAUGAAUGAGUCAACGACCAGGAAUUUCUAUUGCCUGGCCCCAGGAAAGAUGUCCUAUGGGUACAGCGUCUGA
Molecule: messenger RNA, 750 nt
Organism: Drepanopeziza brunnea f. sp. 'multigermtubi' MB_m1
Lineage: Eukaryota; Fungi; Ascomycota; Leotiomycetes; Helotiales; Drepanopezizaceae
Molecular function (GO): protein binding
Source: RefSeq, a predicted model, not a curated record